Molecule: messenger RNA, 231 nt
Organism: Aureococcus anophagefferens
Lineage: Eukaryota; Pelagophyceae; Pelagomonadales; Pelagomonadaceae
Exons: 1
Biological process (GO): nucleotide-excision repair involved in interstrand cross-link repair; double-strand break repair via homologous recombination; resolution of meiotic recombination intermediates
Cellular component (GO): nucleotide-excision repair factor 1 complex
Molecular function (GO): single-stranded DNA endonuclease activity; single-stranded DNA binding; damaged DNA binding
Source: RefSeq, a predicted model, not a curated record
GUGAUCGCGGACGCGCGCGAGUUCCGCGCGCCGCUGCCGUCGGCGCUCCACGGCGCGGGGCUCGACCUCCGGCCGGCGACGAUCACCGUGGGCGACUACGUGCUGUCGCCGGAGUUGGUGGUGGAGCGCAAGGCCGUGGGCGACCUCCACGGGUCGCUGCAGUCCGGGCGCCUCGUCGCGCAGGCCGAGGCCAUGGGGCGCCACUACGCGACGCCGCUGCUCCUCGUCGAG